Messenger RNA from Pneumocystis carinii B80, 1894 nucleotides. RefSeq lists its product as hypothetical. NCBI's taxonomy places the organism in Eukaryota, Fungi, Ascomycota, Pneumocystomycetes, Pneumocystales, Pneumocystaceae. The annotation marks the transcript as partial. The transcript is spliced from 2 exons. The record is from RefSeq and is a predicted model, not a curated record.
GUUAAUAUUUAUGCUAUAUAUUGGGAUCCAGAAAUAAUACAAGAUGUUCUUUUCCAUAAUUAAUAAAAUUAUAGUUCUAGGAAUAUUGAUUUUAAUUGUUCCUACUUAUGGCAAUCAAAGUACGCAUUUGAAAGCCAGAAAUUCUCAAGUAAGUGCAAAAUUUACGCCGUUUAAGGAUUUUGUUGUUGAGGAUGAUGAUAUUGUUGCUUAUAUUUUGCAAGAAGAUUAUGAAAAAGAUGAAGAGAAAUGCAAAUCAAAGCUUGGGGAAUAUUGUGAAGAAUUGAAAGGGAUAGAUUCAGAAUUAAAUAAAGUUCAUACUAAAGUUAAAGAAAUUUGUAAUAAUAUAGAUAAAAAAUGCAGAGAAACAAAAGCAAAGGUUGAAAAAAGAGUAAAUGAAUUUUUUGAUUUAGUCACUAGUUAUGCGGGUCAAAGCAUCUCUUAUAAAGAAUGCGAUCAAUAUUAUCAAACAUGUAUGUUUUAUGAAACUACAAAAGAGGAAUUUGUUUUAAGUUUCUGCAGUCUCCUUAGAUAUUCCUGUUAUUUUUUCAGGGAUACAGAGAUGAGAAAUGAAGUCAUUCUUAGAGCUUUUCCUAUUAGUAAUAUUGAAUCUAAAGAUUUCGCGGAAAAAAAGCAGGAAAUUUGUCCAACAUUGAUUAAACAGAGUGAUGAUCUAGCUUUAUUAUGCCUUGAAGAUACUUCACUUGAAAAUUUCAAUAAAAGUAUUGAUGAGUUUUGCAAUUCUUUAAAAGAUUUCAUUGAUAAUGAUAAAAAAGAAGAAGUAUGUCAUGAAAAACUCGGAAUAUAUCCUCUUCUUAAAGAGAAAUGUGAAGAGAAAAACGAGAAAUUGAAGAAACUAUGCGAGGGAAAAAAUAUUACAUAUAGGCCUCCAGUUAAAAAUUUUAAUCCAAUUGAGCAGGGAAUGACAUUGUUAGAGAUGAUUGAUCUGGAAAAUCUUUAUAAAGAAGGAAGAAAUAGAGGACUAAUUCUUGGAGCUUUAGAAAAAACGUUGGAUGACAUGUUAGCCUUUUUCUCUCGGAAUACUGAACCUGAUGAGAUGGAAGGAAAAUGCAAGAGUGUACUAAAUAAUAAGUGUGGUUAUCUUAAAACUAUAAGCUCUGAAUUUAAAGAAUUAUGUGAAAAAAAUAAAAUAGGAGGAAAAUGUAAAGAUAUAUCAAAAAUGACGGAUAGGUGUAGAAAGUUUAGAAUAAGACUUUAUCUAGAUGGAACUUCUACAAAAUUUGAAGAUAAAGAAUCGGAACCAUUGUCUUAUGAUGAGUUUUCGACAUCAUUUACCGAGAAUGAAUGUUUAGAGGUUAUCUCGAAAUGUACGUUUAUUAAAAGAUCAUGCGAACCUAAAAUGCUUAUCGAAUGCCAAAAUCUACAAAUGGCAUGUCAUAAAAAGAAAGAAGAUCAACUAUUCAUUAAAUUAAUUGGAAGUGAGUUGUACAAACUUAAUAAAUUAGAAUCGAAUGAUGAAAGAUUUAAUAAAUGCCAAAAAAUAGUAAUGGAGAAGUGUGCUGCAUUUAAAAAUAAUAAUGUUGAUAUUUUUAUGAGAUGCCUUCGGCCAAAGGAGAUAUGUCUUAGACUUGAAAAAAUUAUUUCGUCUCAAUUGAAAGAUCUAGAACAAGUUUUGAAUACAGUACGGGAUUCUCCUAAUGAAAAGGACUGCAUUAAAUUGAAAGAGGAUUGUGAAGGUAUUUUGAAAGAUUUAGGUUUAAAUAAUGGGAAAUGCGUUACAUUGAAAGAGCGAUGUGAAUAUUUUAAAGUUACAAGAGAACUGAAAUAUGCGUUUUUGAAAGAAAAAAGUGAUGCAUUAGCGGAUAAUGAAAAAUGCAUGAAAGCCUUGAAGGAUAAAUGUGAUAAAUUACCUAAAGUGAUGGGGGGGGGGGGGGGG